Molecule: messenger RNA, 3110 nt
Organism: Anguilla anguilla (European eel)
Lineage: Eukaryota; Metazoa; Chordata; Actinopteri; Anguilliformes; Anguillidae
Product: transcription factor Sp1-like
Exons: 6
Coding region: 321-2090 (589 amino acids)
Biological process (GO): regulation of transcription by RNA polymerase II
Molecular function (GO): RNA polymerase II cis-regulatory region sequence-specific DNA binding; DNA-binding transcription factor activity, RNA polymerase II-specific
Source: RefSeq, a predicted model, not a curated record
CUUAGAGAAUUGAAUUCUGAGCAAAGUUAAAUAAUUUUUCCAGGAGAUAAACAUGCCUACAUUAUAACAGUUUGCUUGCGAGUAAGUAGGUACACGGUAGUGAAGCUGACAAGUUGGCUAAACUCUGAAUUGCUCGGCUAGCUUCCACGUAGAGGAACUAUGCAUUGGCUAACUUACCUAGCCUGCUAUGCUAAAUCAAUCAAUUUCCGCAAGCCGUAACUUAGUUACCUAACUUGGCAAACGAUAGCUAUCUCAUAUAAGACCUACAGUGAUUAAAUGACUUUUGUUUCAGCGAGUGAGAGCAGCAACAAGACGAUGAAAUGGCCGCUUUUGUGGACGGCGGUGGGGAAUUCCUUCAGAAGCGUAACCCCAGUACCGGUCAGGACUCCCAGCAGACGUCCUCUCUGGCUCUGCUUGCGGCCACCUGCAGCCAGAUGGACCCCCCUGGGGAGGGGGAGAGCUCGUCAGAGCAGCAGCCCCCCCACCAGGCGCUGGAGCUGGGGCAGGCCCAGCUGGCUCACACCCCCAGCGGCUGGCAGAUCAUCCCCGUCAGCGCCCCGUCAUCCACAGCCCCCAGCGCGGGGUCCGGGGAGGAGGCGGGGAAGGGGGCGGGGCCUGCGCAGGCCCAGCAGUACGUGGUGGCGUCGGCCCCGGCGCUGGCGGGGCAGCAGGUUCUGACGGCGCUCUCCGGGAUGAUGCCCGGGGUCCAGUACCAGGUCAUCCCCCAGUUUCAGACCCUGGACGGGUCCCAGGUGCAGCUGACCCAGUCGGACCCGUCCGCCGUGGGAACGGGACAGAUCCAGCUCCUCUCCUCCGCCGUGGGCGGCGGCCAGCAGCUGAUCGCCACGGCGAACCGGGCGGGGGGCGGGGGCAACGUCCUGACGGUGCCGGGCCUCAUCCAGCAGGCCAUCCCGCUGCAGAACCUGGGCGGGACCGUCCUGCAGAACCAGGCCCCGUUCCUGGCCAACGUGCCCGUGUCGCUCAACGGGAACAUCACCCUGCUGCCCGUGAGCAGCGCCACCGUGUCCUCCGCUGGCGGGGCGGUGUACUGCAGCAGCGCCGUCACCAGCACCGCGCACACCACCGUGUCCUCGGGGGGGCGGGCCAAGGGCGGGGUCCAGCCGCUGCAGGCCACGCCCACACUCUCCCAGGAUGCCCUGCAGAUCCAGACGCUGCCGGGCUCCGCCCCCAUCAUGCUGCGCACCGUGGGGCCCAACGGGCAGGUCAGCUGGCAGGCGCUGCAGCUGCAGGCGGCGCCGGGCACGCCCAUCACCCUGGCAUCAAUGCCCGGCCUCCCUCAGCUGGCACAGGCCCCCACCACCGUGCAGCUGCCCGGCCUGCAGACCAUCAACCUCAACACCCUGCAGGGCAUGCCCAUCACCAUCACGCACCCCACAGGAGACCAGGGGCUGGGGGGCGGAGCCGGAGGUGGGGCCGGGGGCGGGGACAGUGUGGAUGACAGCUUUAUGGAGGAGGGCGGAGACACCAGCCCCCAGCAGCCCAUGCGCCGCUCUCGCAGAGAGGCCUGUACCUGCCCCUACUGCAAGGAGGGAGAGGGCCGGAAUGACCCCGGCCGGAAGAAGCAGCACAUCUGCCACAUCGCCGGCUGCGGCAAGGUGUACGGCAAGACGUCCCACCUGCGGGCGCACCUGCGCUGGCACACGGGCGAGAGGCCCUUUGUCUGCUCCUGGACCUUCUGCGCCAAGCGCUUCACCCGCUCCGACGAGCUGCAGAGGCACAGGAGGACGCACACGGGAGAGAAGAAGUUCUCGUGCUCUGUGUGUCCGAAGCGUUUCAUGCGCAGUGACCACCUGUCCAAGCACAUAAAGACCCACACCAACAAGAAGGGCGCCACGGCAACCAAAGCUGGCGCCAGCUCUGCCCCCUCCUCGGUCGCCGCGGACACCACAGCGGCCACUUCCACCAGUGCAGAUGCCUGCACCGCGGGGGGCCCCACCCCAGACCAGCACGGUCUCAUCACCAUGGAAACGCUGUCGCCUGAGGGAAUCGCCCGAUUGGCCAACAGUGGGAUUAACGUCAUGCAUGUGGCAGACCUCCACUCUGUGAACAUGAACAGCAACGGCUACUGAGGUGGGGGGGGCACACUGGGCCAGAGAGGCAGGGUUAUGGGGGGGGUGACUUUGGUUCCUGCGUACCCCUCUGCCAUCAUCAGGACCCCCCCACACGCAGCGGACACGACUAAAGUCUGCUCUUCUCAGAGACUGAGACAGCGUUUUACCUGCGGUGGAACAGCGUCUGUGGCUGAUCCUGGAUCAGCUGUGUGCUUUUCUCCUGUGGUGGAACAGCGUCUGUGGCUAAUCCUGGAUCAGCUGUGUGCUAUUCUCCUGUGGUGGAACAGCGUCUGUGGCUGAUCCUGGAUCAGCUGUGUGCUUUUCUCCUGUGGUGGAACAGCGUCUGUGCUGAUCCUGAAUCAGCUGUGUGCUUUUCUCCUGGGCGGAACAGUGUCUGUGGCUGAUCCUGGAUCAGCUGUGUGCUUUUCUCCUGGGCGGAACAGCGUCUGUGGCUGGUCCUGGGUCAGCUGUGUGCUUUUCUCCUGUGGUGGAACAGCGUCUGUGGCUGAUCCUGGAUCAGCUGUGUGCUUUUCUCCUGUGGUGGAACAGCGUCUGUGCUGAUCCUGAAUCAGCUGUGUGCUUUUCUUCUGGGCGGAACAGCAUCUUUGGCUGAUCCUGGAUCAGUUAUUACUGCCAAGUCUAACUACUUAUUUUCUUCUUCUUGUACUUAGAGAUUUUUAUUUUCCUUUAAUUUUUACAAAAUAUUUUGAAUAUGAUUGAAAAUAUAGGUAUGUUUAAAGCUAUCAUGCUUUGAUAAACAUAAAAAGCUCCCCCCACCCUGUCUUUUCUUUGGGGGUGGGGCUAUGAAAAACAGGAGGGGUGGACACAGUAGCAUUGCUGUGUGAACGCCUCAAGCACAAACCUUAAGCAUUCAUUCUGGCAACUUUUUAUAUGACAUGAGACCAAUUAUUUUCCAAGAGAAUCUUGUGUUGGGCUGUGCUGGAGUUCAUCACAGUCUGAUAGAGCCCUGUGUUAGACUGUGCUGGAGUGUAGCACAGUCUGAGAGAGCCCUGGGUUAGACUGUGCUAGAGCGAAGCA